Leguminivora glycinivorella is the source of this 6711-nucleotide messenger RNA. RefSeq names its product G protein-coupled receptor kinase 2 (gene Gprk2). NCBI's taxonomy places the organism in Eukaryota, Metazoa, Arthropoda, Insecta, Lepidoptera, Tortricidae. The record is from RefSeq and is a predicted model, not a curated record. Gene Ontology annotation, biological process: protein phosphorylation; signal transduction; regulation of signal transduction. Gene Ontology annotation, cellular component: cytoplasm. Bases 542 to 2416 code for a protein of 624 amino acids. Gene Ontology annotation, molecular function: G protein-coupled receptor kinase activity; ATP binding. The transcript has 13 exons.
CUUUCUCCGGCCCAAACGUUGAAUGCGUUCAGUUUUGUUCGUAAUAGUGCCACGUUGAUGUAAUAGGCCCUUGACGUGAAUGACAUAAAAAUCGUACUAAAGAAAGUUCAACUCAUGCCGUUAUGGUAGAAAACAGUAGUAUCGUGCAUAAUAGGCUGGCAACCGCAUUUACAAUUUCUACCUCACAGUAAUUUUAUAGCGUUUCGCGUAGUCCGUCGUCAAUAAUUCGCUAAUAUUCGGGCGUGUUCACCGAUUACGAUCAAAUAACUGAAACAAAGUGACCGGUCAGCGCCUCGGUGUUCAGUGAGUCGCACGCGGUCGGCCUGCAGUGAGACGUGUUCGUGCCACCACACCCUCGAGCGCGGUGUGACGGUGUCGGUGCUCUGGGCCGGAGUGUUAUGUGGUCGGGCUAGCGCAGUGUCGUGCAGUGUGCGUGCGGGAGCAUUGAUGGGCUGCAGGGGCUGGCGCAGCGCGGCGGAGCGGCCGCUGCGGCGACACCUCGUUUGCCGGAAGGACGCCUCAACUCGCCACACUGGAACUAAUGGAAUUAGAGAACAUCGUCGCCAACACAGUCUAUUUGAAGGCCAGAGAAGGUGGCUCCGAUAGCAACAAGGGCAAGAGCAAGAAGUGGCGCAAGAUCCUCCAGUUCCCUCACAUAUCACAAUGCUUAGAUAUAAAAACAAAAAUAGAUGUAGGUUACGACUACGUGGUGGACCAGCAGCCGAUCGGCAAGCUGCUGUUCCGGCAGUUCUGCGAGCGCACCAAGCCGCAGUACCACAAGUACAACAGCUUCCUCGAUGCGGCGGAGCGGUACGAUGUGGAGAUGGAGGAGACGCGGACGGCGGUGGCCGUGGACGUGUUCCGGCGCUACCUCACCGACGAGGACGGUGAAGCCGUGACGGACGUCGUGGACAAGCAGGCCGUCGACGAUGCCAGCUCGUCGCUCGAAGCUGGCUCAAAAGACAUCUUCAGCACGUGCAUACGAUGCGUGAAGAACUUCCUCGCGGGCACGCCGUUCUCCGAGUUCGAGCGCUCGAUGUACUUCCACCGGUACCUGCAGUGGAAGUGGCUGGAGGCGCAGCCCGUCACGCAGCACACCUUCCGCAUGUACCGCGUGCUCGGCAAGGGCGGCUUCGGCGAGGUGUGCGCCUGCCAGGUGCGCGCAACAGGGAAGAUGUACGCGUGUAAGAAGCUGGAGAAGAAGCGCAUCAAGAAGAGGAAGGGAGAGGCGAUGGUGCUGAUAGAGAAGCAGAUCCUGCAGCGGAUCAACUCGCGCUUCGUCGUCAACCUCGCCUACGCGUACGAGACCAAGGACGCGCUCUGCCUCGUCCUCACCAUCAUGAACGGUGGCGACCUGAAGUUCCACAUCUACAACAUGUGUGGCGCCGACACGGGGCUGGGACUAGAAAGAGCGCGAUUCUACGCCGCGCAAGUAGCGUGCGGGCUCGAGCAUCUACAUAAAAUGGGCAUUGUCUACAGAGAUUGCAAGCCGGAGAACAUCCUGCUGGACGACGCGGGGCACGUGCGCAUCUCGGACCUCGGGCUCGCGGUGGACGUCCCGGACGGCGGCUCCGUCCGCGGCCGCGUCGGCACCGUCGGCUACAUGGCGCCCGAGGUGAUCGACAACGAGCGCUACACGUUCUCGCCGGACUGGUUCUCGUUCGGCUGCCUGCUGUACGAGAUGCUGGAGGGCCGCGCGCCCUUCCGCGCCAGGAAAGAAAAGGUUAAGAGAGAGGAGGUGGAUCGUAGAGUUAAGCACGAGCAGGAGAAGUACUCGAGCAAGUUCAGCGAGUGCGCGCGCGGGCUGUGCGCGGCGCUGCUGGCCAAGAGCGCGGCGGCGCGGCUCGGCUGCGGCGCGGGGCGGCGCGGCGCGGGGCUCGUCAAGCAGCACCGCUUCUUCAGCUCGCUCAACUGGGCGCGGCUCGAGGCCGGCAUGGUCGACGCGCCCUUCGUGCCCGACCCGCACGCGGUGUACGCCAAGGACGUGCUGGACAUCGAGCAGUUCUCGACGGUGAAGGGCGUGGCGCUGGACGCGGGCGACGACACCUUCUACGGCAAGUUCAACACCGGCUCCGUCUCCAUGUCCUGGCAGACCGAGAUGAUCGAGACCGGCUGCUACGCCGAGCUCAACGUCUUCCACCAGGGCUCGGAGCGGGCCUCGCCGCCGCCCGACCUGCAGCUGGCGCCCGCGCCCGCGCCCGCGCCGCAAGACGCCGGCUGCUUCGCCUUCGCCAGGAGGGUAUUGUGUCCCACGAAGAAGGUCCCGGCGCGGCUCCGCGUGGUGCCGGUGCCCGAGCACCUGCUGCAGCCGUCGUCGCCCGCGCCGCAGUCUCCCGCGCACGUUCCUGCAGGUGUUCCCGCCGCUCCCGCUCCCGCUCCCGCUCCCGCCGACGCCCACGCCCCGGCGCAGAGCUGACGGGCCCGCGCCGACCGUUAGCGUGAUGAGCGGCCCCCGCGGUAUUGUAAUACAAAAAUGAGGUUCGAUAACAGAAUGGCUCGAGAGUGAAUCGAACUACGAUUGUCGUAUUUUGACUCUCGUUUUGAAAGUGGUGAGGGAACGCGAGGAUUUUGUUUUUGUGUUCGACGAUUUCUUUUCGUGGAAUACUCGUGUCGAUUGUCCGCCGAAAUACAUGUUGCGAAUCGUUGUGCCGCCGUUUGCGAGUAUUUUGUGACUCUGGUGUCUUUUGACGACGUUUCGCGGGAAUUGUAUAUAUUUUAUUUAUAAUCGAUUGUUAAUCGGAAACUGAGGGUUUCCGACGCUCCGAUGUUUAAAAGUAAGAAUAAAUGUAUUAUGAUACGGCCAUCCUUGGGCGAUGUACGUACGAUGUAUAUCGAUAAUGGUUGUCGAAGAUUAAAGCGGUAAAACGUACUCGACCGUUUCACCGUUCCGACUCGGCUAAUAUUUCUAUUCGACUAUUGAGUCUAUCGAGUUUUCUAUCGAUUAUCGACUAUGUCGAUUGUCGAUCAUUCCCGAACAUGCGUUUGACAAAAUUGUACAUAAAUGUAUGAAGUUGAACGACUAUGGCCAGUGUACGUAACGCAAAAAGUAAAGGUUCUAAGCGUAGUUCGGGAAUAUAGCUUUUUCGAAUUUUACAUCGUGAAAUGUAUUUGACUUUUGACGAAAAUGUAAAUUUGAUCGAUUUUUAGGAUAUUGAAAACAAAUUGAACCUUUAAAGUAUCUGAUUUGAUGCAUUUGGCGCUGCACCUAGUGCACCUGUCGGGCCCAGCGCGGCUGCGGCGAGAUCAUGAACAAUUUAGUUAUUUGUAAGUAAAUGUUGAUAUUUGCAGUUUCCUCGACUGAUUUUUUGCUUUGUAUUAUUUCGGGACGAGUAUUACGUGAACAAAACAUAUGUAUAAGUGGUAUUUAUGUAGUUAUUUUUUACGCAUAUCUUUGUCGGUGUGAAGUUUGGAACCAUUUUUUUAAUUAGUGACUAAUUUUGCUAAGGUUAUAGUUUACAUGCCGAAUACGUGUAGUCUUCGCACAAAGUUUUUCUAAAAUACAUUUUUGACAAAUAUUUUUGUAGCUUUUUACGGCUGACUUCACACCGACAAAGAAUGUACGGUCGCCAUGAUUUACAUCUUUGAUGUAUGUCGCCGACAAGGUCGUGCUCAGUUAUUUAUGAUCGCAUUGUUUGCUACAUACGUUGGAGAUGUGAGACGUGUAUUAACAUGUAUUCGUCGGCGACUGUACUCCCGCGCUCGACUGUACUCCUGUUGUAUUGGACGUCGGCUCGGUAUUGAAUUUAUAUUAUUUACAUGACUUUUGAAAUGUAUAUUUUUGUAGAGGACGAAUUUAUAUGUUUAGGCUUUUCGGACAUGUUUAUAUAAUGGCUUGCGGAGUAGGUGGGGCGGGGUUAAUGACGCACGGUGACGCGCCGACUUACACCCUACGGUAUAAGGUUCAGAACUCGAGACACUCGAGUGUCUUCGAUAACAAUGUUCCUUAUUAUUUAGAGAUUUGCAAUAAUGAUGGCAGAAUAUUGUAUGAUUUAUAUUUUUUCCCGUUAGAAGUACAAAUAGUAGUCGCUUACGACAACUUUGAACAUGAAUUUAUAAUUUAUGAGGUUAAUAUUUCUGUCAUCACUACUUUGCAUUGUAUCGGCAGAGGAAUUGUACAUGUAUGUACCGUAGAGGACACGCGUCGUGACGUCACCGUCCGGGGGUGGCGUCACUCGAGAUUAUAAUCAGAGCAAUAAUUAUGAAGCGAUAUGUUCGGGGUCAUUCCACAGGUACCUUGUCGCGGGAUCGUCACUUCGCGGUGUAAAUGUGUCAAAUUUGUAAAUUGACAGGGUACUCAUGUCAUCUGACACGACAGAUGGAAACGUAAGACUUAUGUUUGUAAAGUUAGUGUCAGAUGUUUCCGAAGUCGUGUCAGAUAUGGCGAGUGACAGGGGUUCGGUGUAUUAUAAAUAUUAUUAAACUUAACUCUGUAUAGUUGUAAAAUACGUAUCUGUACGCGGCUGUGGGUCGAGAUUUGAAAUAAUUAAAUGUUAAUUUAUCGCUCAAAACCGCACACACUUUCCGAGUGAAGAAAAACAUGAUACAUGUUUAAUUUUAUUUUAAAGUUAUAUAUAAUGCAUACGAGUAUUUCCUAUUUUUAUUAAAAAAAUACCUCUAUAGUAGUUGCCAAAAGCAAAUAUUGUUACUUUUCAAUUUAGAUGGCGGAAACUUGUGUCUACUCGGGCUACCCGGCCGCUGCCCACAGUCCCACGUAUUGCACAAAGUUUUGGAACCGUUUACCGCUGAUAUUGAGGGCGCCACUGUGCCGAGUUCGUGUAUAGAUAAGUAUUGAUUGUGUGUUGUGUCGGUUGUGUGUCCGGUGACUGGGGACGAGCGAUGGCGGUUACAUUAGCAUUAUUUUAAACAUUGGUUGAUAUGAAAUAUUAAAAUAAAAUUAUCCCUGCUGGUGUAUUUAAUGGGGCUUUCAAGUAAAAUAUAGUUUUCAAUGAAAAAAAAUUACACUGCUUUAAAAGUUUAAUUCAUUGAAAAUAAUUGAUGAUUCUGUAAAUUUAUAAGUUAUUGAUUGUGUACGUCUUAAGGUACUCGUUCUGUUACUUCUGUUAUUAGGUUACUCCGAUAUAACUAUCAUUUUUUUGUAUAAGUGUGGCCGUCGUCGCUUCUAGCUCACAAAGUCGAAAAGUAUUGCCAUAGCGUAGGUCACCUAGCGGUACCACUAGCGGGCGACAAUGGGUCAGUAGGAAAACUUACAUAUUAUAGAAAAACCUUCGUUGAUAAAGCACUUGACUAAUAAGACCUCUAGCCACGAGGGCAUAAGGCUAUCGAAAGUUUUCAAAUGUAGUGUUGAAAUAUUCUGAGAAAAAAAUGCUUUUGCAAACUUCCUCAUUGAAUAUUUCAAGAAAUUUCGACUCAUUUUUACAUGUUUUGUAUUGACCCUUCGUCGUUCGCUGGUGGGGGAAAUGGGAUAGUUCCUAGGAGCUUCAGCUAGUCUCACCGCUAGACCCGCCUCGCGAGUCGCGCCCGGACUCGACCCGCGAGGCGGGACCGCAGGGCAACUAAAUUUAACACGUCAGUUGGCUUGAAUAACGUUUCAAACGAAUUCUUUUGGGAUUCAAAUUCAAUUUUCAUUCACAAGGACUUUCGAUCCUAGUAAGAAGGAAAGUGACCCAAAUUCAUAGAUUUUUUCCCGCAUGGGAUUAUCGUCGCACUUUGACAAAUAAUUUAGACAAACAUUGUGGUUUUAUAAAUAAAUAUACCUAUUUGUAAUGGAGAUUCACACUAACAGGUAGGGAAAAUAACCAUUUUUUGACAUGCCUAAGUUUUAUUUGAAUAUCGAUUGACGUGUUAAAUAUUAGUCCGUUGCCCUGCUCGCGGCGAUUGCAGUCAGGUGUCGGUGUUCGCUAACUCGAGCAUUUACCCUUCACCGAGUUUUGUAACAUUUUAUAUUAUUGUACUAUUUGUAAUCGUUCAUACCUGUACUAUACUCAUCGGCUGCAUUUGACUCGGUGUAUCGGCUGGUCGGACAUUGGGUGAAUCGUCAACAAAAUAUUGUAAAACAAACUAAGAGAAAAGAAUUUGUGGUAAAUAAAUAAAAUGAAAAUCUAUAUAAUAUUUACAUAUUUUUAGUGUCGCUAUCUACAAUGAUGUAGCUUGCCUCUUUGUAUAAAUAUAUGAACGUUGUUUCUGAUCAAAAUAUGCCCCAUUUCUGGCAUUUUCGAUUGGCAUCUUCAACCAAUUAGUUGUGACUUCCCUACAGACUGAGGUGCCAGUGACUGUUUAUUUUCAGUGCCAGUAAUGGGCAAUGUUGGGACGCUAGCUGGAAGAAUUUCGUUCAUUGACCUGUCUGUUCCUUGUGGGGUCAAUGUACGAUAUUCUUCAUAGUUAGUUACCGUCCUUACCACAUUCACUACCAAACAAGAAAUGGCGCACUACGUCAGAAACCGGUCGUACUGGUAAUUUAUAACCGCUUUUAUGGCGAGUAGCCGCCCAGCGGGUCCUCCGGCAUCUGAGCAAAGUUCACGAGUGCCCACCAGGCGGGUUCUUGGUAGCGAAAGUGUUAAGUUUGCUUGUUUAUCCACGAUUUGUCCAUAGUCCGAUCGGCCUUGAAGAUAUUAGUUGUAUGGUCUUCGUUCGGCUGUAAGUAGCUUUAGUGUAGCGGAUGUUAGCUUGACCUGUUAGUCGUUAUUGCAGUAUUUCCAUGCAAAUAUUAUUAUUUCAUAAGCGUAUUCGUAAAUAUAAAUUGACUCCGAUAUA